Messenger RNA from Ostreobium quekettii, 804 nucleotides. The record is from the annotation of a GenBank genome assembly. NCBI's taxonomy places the organism in Eukaryota, Viridiplantae, Chlorophyta, Ulvophyceae, Bryopsidales, Ostreobiaceae.
AUGGACCAACUGGUGCAGCACCUGCAACGGCUGGCACACGCCCUCUACGUCCAUGUCGUGAGCAUGCUGCGGGAGGCGCCGCCGGGUGCGCUGCCGCUGACGGGCGUUAUCGGCCUGGCCGCCCUUUUGGCUGGUCUCUACCAGCUGGGCUACACCCGCCGCGCCCCCGCAGCUGACCGCCCAAGAGCUGACGCCCAGCCGCGAGCCUCCAGGACCAACAGCGCCCAGUACAGGCUGGGAUCUCAGAAGCGGAGUUGCCCACCAGGAGAAUCCGAGGUGCCAGGGUCUGGGGCCCAGGGCCUGCCCAUCCCCCUCUCUGCCCUAAGGUCACAGCUGGUGGGCAUCUCAACGGUGACCAUAUCGGUACCGGGGGUGCUGCUGGAGCAGUGUGACGUGGAGGAGCUGGAGGAGGAGGCGACAGUGAGGCCAGACGCAGUGGAGAUCGUGAAGGAACUGGGGUCAUGUGUGCAGCUGUAUCUGAUGGCACAGGUGUCUAGUGACAUUGGGGAGGCAGUCGUUCGGGGCGCGCUUGAGGCUGCUGGUGUCCUGGGUAGAGGCAAGCAUCAAAUCCCUUCCCACAAACUACUGGUUUGCGAGACACUGCCAGGAAAGAUUGCGAUCGUGAGGCAAGUAGAGCCAGAGCUGCACGUGGAUGGUGAUCGGCGCACAAUCGAAGACCUGCAACGCUUCAUCCCCCAACAGCUGCACAUACACAAGCCGGGAGGGCAAUUGGCGAGCUGCAGUAUGGGCUCUGUGGGGUAUGGGGAGUCUCUUUCAGAUGCAUUGAACAUCGACUUAAGGUGA